AUGGACACUGUGGAGUUCUGCAACGAGGGCAACAGGCUGGAGGAGGUCCCCGCAGGGUCCUGGGGCCGCCGGGGCCCCUGGGCACGGCGCGUCCUCCUCCUGGCCCUGGCUCUCCUGGCCACCACAGUCCUGUGGACCCUCAUCCUGAGCAUCCUGCUUUCCAAGGCCUCCAAGCAGCAAGGGGCGUUGUUGGGCGGCCAGGACCUGCUGAGAGCGAACGCCUCGAAGCAGACGGUGAUGCUGGGCGAACUGAAGGGAGAAGUAGGAGCCUGUCACAGCUGCUGCCUGGGGACCCAGGAGCAGCUGAAGACGGCGCAGGAGAAGCUGCUGCAGCAUGAGAGCGCCCUGAGAGAACUGAGCGAGCGCGUGACCCAGCGCUUGGCCGAGGCGGGAAGGGACCGCGAGGGCAUCCGCAGUGAGCUGUUCCGGGCGCUGGAGGCCGCCCGAUUUGGAAACAGUUCCUGCGAGCCCUGCCCCGCGCAGUGGCUGCCCUUCAGGGGCUCCUGCUACCUGUUCUCGGAGCAGCAGGCCACGUGGGUGGCGUCGCAGCUCUUCUGCGCAGAGGCGGGCGCGCACGUGGUGAUCGUCGGGGACCUGGAGGAGCAGAGCUUCCUGACCCGGUACACACGAGGCCGCGGCUUCUGGCUGGGCCUGAGGGCUGUGCGCCGCGGCCGCAAGGUGCAGGGCUACCAGUGGGUGGACGGAGUCCCGCUCAGCUUCAGCCACUGGAACCGGGGAGAGCCCAACGACGAUCGGGGGCAGGAGGACUGCGUCAUGAUGCUGCACACGGGACUGUGGAACGACGCCCCUUGCAGCAACGAGAGGGACAACUGGAUCUGCGAGAAGAGGAACAACUGCUGA
Molecule: messenger RNA, 861 nt
Organism: Pipistrellus nathusii (Nathusius's pipistrelle)
Lineage: Eukaryota; Metazoa; Chordata; Mammalia; Chiroptera; Vespertilionidae
Source: the annotation of a GenBank genome assembly